GCUGAGAACGUGCACACUUGAAGAGCUAGUCGAGGCCAUAUGAUGAUCGCUAACAAAUUAUUCCAUCAACCAACUGCACUGGCCAGUGGCCACUUACUGAUCGUAGUUACAACAAAUUAUUUCAUCAACCAACUGUAGUGAGUACUGACCACUUACUGCUGAUAGGUAUUUUAACUAUAACUGCACCUAUUCCAUCAACCUAAUAAUGCAAAUCAAAAUUGUAAGAAAAUGCAAAAAAUGUUCAGUAAACACCCCUUCACCUACCUCAUGUGCUCUUCUCCAAAUCAUGUACGCGAAUGCGUCCAUCACAGAUCACAUCUCGCGAAUCUGCCAACAAAAAAUAGGGAUCAUCACAAGGUGAAUUUUCUCUUCUGCCACCAAAUGUCAGUACCUCAGGCAUAGCAAAACUGGUAGGAGAAAUGGUCAGAUUAAGUAUUAACACAUCAACGUCCUCGGAAGUCAAACUUACAAAUAAACCACAUUAGAUAUGCAACAUCAGCUAACCGUUGAGGUGUUGACCCAAAUUUUAUUUUCAUCACUGCUCACUACAACCAGACCGGAUCAAACAAACUAAAGAACAGAGCAGGUUGUUCCUUUCCCGUCUCGCUCUUUCUUCAUCAGAUAGUUUGGCACUUCAUCCUUACAGACAAAAGCUUAAGCCUGUGGUUUCCAAGCUAGAUUCUCGAGGAAACCAUGCAUCCACUCAGUCACUCACACAGGAACGGUUUUCCCGUUCCUUUCUUCGGUUUGGCUCUUGUGCUACUGGUUUGCUUGGAUUCUCCCACCAGUUCCUGCACAGACCAGGAGAAGAGCUCCCUACUCCAGCUCCUCACUGGGCUCUCGAGCGAUGGCGGCCUCACAGCAUCAUGGCAAAUCGACACUGACUGUUGCACGUGGGAAGGGAUCACCUGCAACCAAGAUAGGAGGGUCACUGAUGUUUCGCUGGCAUCUCGAGGCCUUAAGGGGUCCAUCUCGCCGUUCCUUGGCAACCUCACUGGCCUUUUGCGCCUCAACCUGUCCCAGAACUCGCUGUCCGAUGGGUUGCCACUGGAAUUAGUGUCAUCCAGCAGCAUCCUUGUUCUUGAUGUCAGCUUCAACUGCCUGACAGGAGGCCUGAGUGAGUUGCCAUCUUCAACCCCUACACGGCCUCUACAGGUACUGAACAUCUCAAGUAACUUUUUUACAGGUAGGUUUCCAUCCACAACAUGGGAGGUGAUGAAGAGCCUGGUCGUGCUUAAUGCUAGCACCAACAGUUUCACUGGGCAGAUACCCACUACGCCCUGUGUUAGCGCGCCAUCUUUUGCUGUGCUUGAACUCAGUUUCAACCAACUCAGUGGAAACAUCCCUCCAGGACUUGGUAAUUGCUUGGCGUUGAAAUUCCUCUGUGCUGGCUACAACAACCUCAAUGGGACACUUCCAGAUGAACUCUUUAAGGUCAGGUCAUUACAGUACAUCUCGUUACCUAACAAUCGGUUACAAGGAGCGCUAAAUGGCAUCAUCAAACUCACAAAUCUUGUCACCCUUGAUCUUGGGAAGAAUGAGCUCAGUGGAAAUAUUCCAGAUUCCAUAGGUGAGCUGAAGAGAUUGGAAGAGAUCCAUUUGGGCCACAACAACAUGUCAGGGGAGCUGCCAUCAGCUCACAGCAACUGCACAAAUCUCAUAACGGUUGACCUCAAGGCAAACCAAUUCAGCGGAGAACUUACCAAAGUCAACUUUGUAAGCCUGUCCAAGCUAAGAAAAUUAGAUCUUGUUUUCAACAACUUCACUGGCACAAUUCCAGAAAGCAUAUACUCCUGCAGCAAGCUGACUGCACUAAGGCUAUCUUACAAUCAUUUCCAUGGCCAAUUGUCAGAAAAGAUAGGCAAUCUGAAGUCUCUCCGCUUUCUAUCACUUGUUAACCUCUCCCUUACAAAUAUCACGAGAACACUUAAGAUCCUUGAGAGUUCCAGGAGCCUCACCACCCUUUUUAUUGGGUUCAACUUCCUGCAUGAGACCAUGCCAGAGGAUGGCAUCAUUGAUGGUUUUGAGAAUCUUCAAGUUCUUUCUAUGAGUUAUUGUUCAAUGUCUGGAACAAUACCUGAUUGGUUAUCAAAUCUCACAAAUUUGGGGAUGUUAUUUUUGCAAGGCAAUCAACUAACUGGGCCAAUACCUGACUGGAUUAGCACCCUAAACUUUCUCUUCCAUCUAGACAUAUCAAACAACAGUUUUACAGGGGAAAUUUCAACUGCCUUAGCGGAGAUGCCAAUGCUAAAAUCAGAUAAGAUUGCAGCAAAGGCCUUCUUUGAGCUGCCUGUUUAUGUUUUCAGUCCAUUUAUCCAAUACAUCAAUGCUGGUGCAUGUCCGAAAGUGCUUAAUCUAGCCGUCAAUAAAUUCACUGGUGUGAUCCCGGGGGAGAUGGGCCAAUUAAGAGCACUCGUUUCACUUAAUUUGAGCUACAACAAAUUAUCAGGAGAGAUCCCAGAACCAAUCUGCACCCUCACGAAUCUGCAGAUGCUCGACUUGUCCAGCAAUCAUCUUACUGGUACAAUUCCGGCCGCACUAAACAAUCUGCACUUUCUUUCCAAAUUCAACAUUUCUAAUAAUGACUUCGAAGGCCAUAUUCCAACUGCGGGCCAGCUUAGCACGUUUCCAGAUUCUAGCUUUGAUGGGAACCCAAAAUUGUGUGGUCCUAUGAUUGCAAACCAUUGUGAUUCAGCAGAAGCGGGUCCAGAGUUCAUCAACACCGGCAAAGAGAUUGGCCGUAAAGUCACCUUUGCAAUCGCCUUUGGUGCUUUCUUUGCAGUAGGAGUCCUAUAUGAUCAGAUGGUCUUAGCCAGAUAUUUUGGCUAAAACCUUGUAACUGCUAUCACUGCCCAAACCGUUACGUGAUCUCAAGUAGUUCCCAGUUCAGCAAGACCAUGUCAGUGGCUCCAGCCCUAGCAAGAACAACAUCCCUUGUAAACCUGCUAUCUUGAGUUAGUGACGUUUCAUUGUUGUACUCCAUGUAACAGAAACAUGAUUAGCAAGUGAGCAACGUUAACAGUGAGCA
This is a messenger RNA of Triticum aestivum (bread wheat), 3028 nucleotides long. Its product is annotated as receptor-like protein 2. Bases 694 to 2829 code for a protein of 711 amino acids. Lineage: Eukaryota; Viridiplantae; Streptophyta; Magnoliopsida; Poales; Poaceae. Gene Ontology annotation, molecular function: protein binding. The record is from RefSeq and is a predicted model, not a curated record. The transcript has a single exon.